CUCGGGGCGAGGGCUGGGCUCCAAAGAUGGCGGCGCCCGUCCUGCUGCGAGUGUCGGUGCCGCGCUGGGAGCGGGCGGCCCGGUGCGCCGUGUGCCUGGCCGGGAUCGCGCUCUCGCUCUACGCCUGCCACCUGGAGCGCGAGAAGGGGCGGGACCUCCACUACCGGGCCCUCUGCGACCUCGGGGAGCGCGUCCGCUGCUCCGCCGCCAUCGCCUCCAGAUGGGGUCGCGGCUUCGGCUUGCUGGGUUCCAUUUUUGGAAAAGACAGUGCAAUAAAUCAGCCGAACAGCGUCUUCGGGCUUGUCUUUUACAUACUACAAAUGUUACUUGGUAUGACGGCGAGUGCGGUGGCGGCACUGGUCCUGAUGACGUCUUCCAUCGUCUCCGUCAUAGGAUCCUUGUACCUGGCCUACAUUCUGUACUUUGUGCUGAGGGAGUUCUGCAUCGUCUGCGUCCUCACCUACCUGCUGAACUUCCUCCUCCUUAUCGUCAACUACAAACGACUAGUUUACUUGAACGAGGCGUGGAAGCGGCAGCUCCCGCCCAAGCAGGACUGAGACCCUGGGGAGCUUCUUGACUGACGGCCCGAAGGACCCAGCAUCCGUGUGACUUCUUUCCACCCUCAAAGGAAAUUUAAUUAUUAUUAUUUCUUCAUAUCGGGAUGCAUUUCCCCCUCCCCUUCCUUGAGAUCCGUUAAGAUGACAAAGAACCAGCGGCCCUUUUGAUAACUCCGGGGAAGUCGAGGCCAAGCUGUAACUCUGCCGCAAAGGGAUUCCAAGCUGCAAACUCUCCAUCCUUGCCCUGUUUUUCCUCCCGAGGUUUUGAGCUCACUGACUCUGGUUUGGGGUAUGUAAAUGUGGUUUUGGGUUCAGGGAGGGCCGCUGCGCGCCCAGGGAUCGUGGUCACUGUGCUAGACUUUAUAGGUGCCGUUACGGAACCCUCGCCCUGUGUUUACAUUGUGUGUAUGUGUAGCCGCGGGAUCCGGAUUUUCCCCUCAUAGACUCGGAUGCUCAUCCCGCCGAGAAGGGGACACAGCCUCCGCAAAUUGUGUGGCUCCUUGAGCAACUUGAAGAAGAAGCAGCAGCAGCUUCUCCUCGGGAGACUUCGUCAUUGUUGUUGUUCAAGGAAUUUAUUUUAAAACAAUGCAAAAUGAGCCUGUUUUCUCCGGGAAGCCGGAUACGGAAUUGACUAGCGGAGGUUCCUUUCUGAACCAGAAAACAGGCCACAGGACUCUUCUAUGUGCACGGAGGUCGGUCUGAUGGUUUGGUCCGGUUUCGGGCAGGAUUGCAUGCCAUUCCGUUCUGGGAAAUUGUACAGGGGCGGGUUUCGAGGGAUAGGAACCCAAGCAACUGCAGUCCGAAUCUUGUUUUCAGGAGCCAAGUCCCUCGCAGUCCAUUGGUGUCCUCCGCCGGGAUGGUUGGAUAGAACGACGACUAUACACUGGAACCCAGAAGCCUGCUGGCCAAGCAAUAGGCAGGAGAACCCUGGCCCCAUUGUACGGCUUUUGCAUGAAUCCCCCCAAUUAAGGCGGGACCCUUUCCCCUUCGUUUUGGCAUGAAGGCUUGCAGGAAGGACACUGCCGCAGAUGAUGCCUGUAGAGGUGGAGCAGUUGGGGGGUCUCUCCUGCAGGCGGUGGGGUGAAAUGGGGAAAAGUGGGUGCCCUUCCUCCCUCCCUCAUUUCCUUCUUUCUUUCUUCCUCCCUUCGCCUUCCUUCCUCUCUCCCUUCCUUCCUCCUUCACUCUCUCCCUUCCUCACUCUCUCCCUUCCU
Messenger RNA from Anolis sagrei ordinatus, 1768 nucleotides. It is a transcript of the gene VKORC1L1, whose product is annotated as vitamin K epoxide reductase complex subunit 1 like 1. Gene Ontology annotation, biological process: vitamin K metabolic process; peptidyl-glutamic acid carboxylation. The record is from RefSeq and is a predicted model, not a curated record. NCBI's taxonomy places the organism in Eukaryota, Metazoa, Chordata, Lepidosauria, Squamata, Anolidae. Gene Ontology annotation, molecular function: vitamin-K-epoxide reductase (warfarin-sensitive) activity.